Messenger RNA from Saxophila tyrrhenica, 1575 nucleotides. It is a transcript of the gene HFD1, whose product is annotated as Hexadecenal dehydrogenase. The transcript has a single exon. Gene Ontology annotation, cellular component: cytoplasm. The coding region runs from base 1 to 1575 and encodes 524 amino acids. Gene Ontology annotation, biological process: aldehyde metabolic process. The record is from RefSeq and is a predicted model, not a curated record. Gene Ontology annotation, molecular function: aldehyde dehydrogenase (NAD+) activity. NCBI's taxonomy places the organism in Eukaryota, Fungi, Ascomycota, Dothideomycetes, Mycosphaerellales, Extremaceae.
AUGGACGACAUCCCGCCCUUUACUCCCGUCUCCAUCGACGACGUCCCCUCCAUCCACCAGCGCGUCGUCAACAAAUUCCACACCCACACCACCCGCCCCAUCGAGUACCGCCUAAGACAACUCCGCUCAUUCUACUGGGGUCUCAAAGAUGCCGAGUCCGCGCUGCUGGAAGCCUGCAAGCUCGAUUUGGGGAAGAGCGCCUACGAGGCGUAUCUUACGGAAGUGGGGUGGGUGUUGAACGAUAUCCUCUUCAUGAGCAAGAACUUGGCGCGAUUUGCGAAGGAUGAGAGUGCUGAGGACAUGGAUUUGACGAAUAAAUUCAUGCGGCCCAAGAUUAGAAAGGAUCCGUUGGGCGCUGUGUUGAUUAUUGGAGCGUACAACUUUCCCAUACAGUUGAGUCUGGGCCCGCUGGUGGGAGCCAUCGCGGCGGGAUGUACUGCGGUGUUGAAGCCGAGUGAGAGCGCACCGAAUGCGGCCAGAAUCAUGCAGCAUGUCGUUGCGGAGAGUCUGGAUCAUGAGGCGUAUCAGGUGCUGCAGGGAGCUGUACCGGAGACCACAGCUCUCCUCGACUGCAAGUGGGACAAGAUCUUCUAUACCGGCUCAGCGAACGUCGGCAGAAUCAUCGCGAAGAAGGCCGCCGAAACACUAACACCAGUCGCACUAGAACUCGGCGGCCGCAACCCAGCCAUCAUCACCAAGAACGCCGACCCCCGUCUCGCAGCACGAAGACUCUUAUGGGCAAAGCUUCUAAACGUCGGCCAAGUCUGCGUCUCACAAAACUAUAUCCUGAUCGACCACGACGUCCUCCCCGAAUUCAUCCGCCAACUCGAACUCGCCCUCGUCGAAUUCCAACCCAAAGGCGCUCAAGGCAACUCCGACUACGGCAAAAUCAUCAACGAGCGGCAAUGGCUGCGCCUCAAAGAAAUGCUCGACUCCACCAGCGGCAAAAUCCUGCUAGGCGGCAACACAGACCGCUCCACCCUCUUCUUCGAACCCACCGUCGUUCAAGUCUCCUCCCCCGACGACUCUCUACUAAAAGACGAGUCCUUCGGCCCCCUCAUCCCCAUCCUCCCCGUUGCCGACCUCGACGAAGCCAUCCGCAUCUCCAACAAAGUCCACCCCACACCCCUCGGCCUCUACCCCUUCGGCAGCAAAUCCGAAACCGACCGCAUCCUCUCCGAGACCCGCUCCGGCGGCGCUUCGGUCAACGACGCUUUCUUCCACGCUUCCAUCCCUACUCUCCCCUUUGGCGGCGUCGGCGACAGCGGCUCAGGCAGUUAUCGGGGGCGAGCGAGUUUCGAGUGCUUCACGCAUCGAAGGAGUGUGACGACGACGCCGAGUUGGAUUGAGGGCAUGCUGAAUGUGAGAUAUCCGCCUUUUACCGAGGCGAAGUUGAGGAAGUUGAAGAAGAUGACGGAGGGGAAGCCGGAUUUUGAUCGGGAGGGGCGGGUCAAGAAGGGGUGGGUGUGGUGGCUAUUGGGGUUGGGAGGGAGCGGGAUGGGUGAGGGCGUGACGAGAUGGGCUAUCAUUGCCGUUGUGGCUGUCGCGGUCAAGGUUUUAAGGGCGAGGAUAUGA